GGAGGAGAGGGAGGAAGCGGAGGUGGCAGCUGCUGCGGCGGUGCGGGGGUGCUCGUCGCGGACCGGGCCAGGGAGUGAGGUGCGGGCUGCCGGGUCGGUGGGCUGGGCGGCGGGCCCGGCGGCCGCCCCCGCGCCGCGCCCGGCGGCCCGAUGUGGCUGCAGCAGCGGCUGAAGGGGUUUCCGGGACUGCUGUCGAGCAGCUGGGCCCGCCGCCUGCUCUGCCUACUCGGCCUCCUGCUGCUGCUGCUGUGGUUCGGGGGUUCCGGGGCGCGGCGGGCGGCGGGCGGCCUGCACCUGCUGUCCUGGGCCCGCGGCAAGCCGGGCGCCGCCGAGCCCUCCGCCUGCCUGGAGGCGGCCACCCGCGUCUGGCGCGGCCUGCGGGAGCGCGGAGAGGCGAUACCGCUGGGCCCUGGAGUGCCUGCCCUGGUGGCCAACGGCUUUCUAGCCGUGGACGUGGCCGCCAACCGGCUGUGGGUGACCCCGGGGGAGCGAGAGCCCGCUGUGGCACCGGACUUCGUGCCCUUCGUGCAGCUGCGCCCUCUGAGUGCACUUUCUGAAGCUGAAGAGUCAGUGCUGCUGCUGCGUGAAGGGCUGCUGCGCCGGGUGCGUUGCUUGCAGCUCGGAGCCCCAGGUUCUGGCCCUGCGGCCGCGGUCCCUGGGCCCGCGUCGGCCUCUGGCCUUGUCACAGGAUCCGGCCGCGACUGCGUGCUGCUUCAAGAGGACUUUCUGGCGCACCGGGGCCGACCGCACGUCUAUCUGCAGCGCAUCCAGCUCAACAACCCCACGGAGCGUGUGGCCGCGCUGCAGACCGUGGGGCCCACCGUCGGCCCGGUCCCCAGAGCCUUCACCAGUACCCUGGAGAAGGUCGGAGACCAUCAGUUCCUCCUGUACUCUGGCCGGUCCCCGCCUUCUCCCACGGGGCUGGUGCACCUGGUGGUGGUGGCCGCCAAGAAGUUAGUGAACCGGCUCCAAGUGGCUCCGAAGGCACAGUUGGAUGAGACGGUGCUGUGGGUGGUGCAUGUUUCAGGCCCCCUUAACUCCCAGGUGCUCAAAAGCAAAGCAGCCAAGGAGCUCAAGGUGCUCCAGGACUUGGCACGGAGGGAGAUGCUGGAGCUCUUGGAAAUGCCAGCAGCUGAGCUGCUUCAGGACCACCAGCGCCUCUGGGCUCAGCUCUUCAGCCCAGGUGUGGAAAUGAAGAAGAUCACAGAUGCCCAUACCCCCUCUGGCCUCACCGUGAACCUGACGCUGUACUACAUGCUCUCCUGCUCAUCGGCCCCACUGCUCAGCCCUAACCUGAGCCAUAGGGAGCGAGACCUGAUGGAGGCAACGCUCAACUAUGAAGAUCACUGCUUCAGUGGCCAUGCCACCAUGCAUGCUGAGAACCUCUGGCCGGGCCGGCUGUCCUCUGUCCAGCAGAUCCUGCAGCUCUCUGACCUGUGGAAGCUGACCCUGCAGAAACGUGGCUGCAAGGGGCUGGUGAAGGUGGGUGCCCCAGGCAUCCUACAGGGCAUGGUGCUCAGCUUUGGGGGGCUGCAGUUCACCGAGAAUCACCUCCAGUUCCAGGCUGACCCCGACGUGCUGCACAACAGCUACGCCUUGCAUGGCAUCCGCUACAAGAACGACCACAUCAACCUGGCCGUGCUCGCGGAUGCUGAGGGCAAGCCGUAUCUGCACGUGUCCGUGGAGGCACGUGGCCAGCCCGUCAAGAUCUACGCCUGUGAGGCAGGCUGCCUGGACGAGCCUGUGGAGCUGACCUCGGCACCCCAGGGCCACACAUUCUCGGUCAUGGUGACACAGCCCAUCACGCCCCUGCUGUACAUCUCCACCGACCUUACGCACCUGCAGGACCUGCGGCACACACUGCACCUCAAGGCCAUCCUGGCCCACGACGAGCACAUGGCCCAGCAGGACCCUGGGCUGCCCUUCCUCUUCUGGUUCAGUGUGGCCUCCCUCAUCACCCUCUUCCACCUCUUCCUGUUCAAGCUCAUUUACAACGAGUACUGUGGGCCUGGGGCCAAGCCCCUCUUCAGGAGCAAGGAAGAUCCCAGUGUCUGAGUGAACCAAUGGUCCCGCUUUCAGCCACCAUUUGCACAAGACACCCAGCACUGAAGGUCCUGCUGCUACAGACAAGGGAUCCUUUGAAAGCACCCGCCCUUUUGUGCCUUGCUGGGGACACACCAGUGACGCAGAAGCACGUGUGGAUGCUCAGGAGUUUGCAUUGGGGAGCGGGAGGGGAAGGGCCAGUGGACUUUUUGUAAGCUUUCGACUCAAUAAAAUGACCCACUAUGGAAAAUACUUGAAAUUGAACUCACUCCUUCCACCUUCCCCCUUUCUCUGUCCCAGGAAAUAGGUCCUCUUUGAAAAGACUCUUGUCUAGGAAAAAUUGUGUUCUUUCCUGACUGAAUUUUUUAAUUUAUUGCUGAGAUACUGCUGGCUGGCUUUCACAUACACUUUAGACAGUGAAUCUUGGCAGUGAUUUCUGAGCGAUGCCACCUUGGCAGCAUCGGAGGCCCCGCUGGCUGCCUGCACGGAGGGUGCGGUUCGGGUCGUCCUGGAGGUUGCACCUUCUCUCUUUCUUGAGCCUGUGCAGAUCUGUGGUUUUGUACUUCUGGGCUUUGGGGGAGGCGUUUACCUUUCUAGUGAUCGAUGAUUGUUGGUUUUGAAAUACCAAAGCUUUCUUUGUUCUGUUUUUAAAUAAAUCUUUCAAACUUC
This is a messenger RNA of Manis pentadactyla (Chinese pangolin), 2712 nucleotides long. RefSeq names its product KIAA2013 ortholog. The coding region runs from base 151 to 2055 and encodes 634 amino acids. The record is from RefSeq and is a predicted model, not a curated record. The transcript is spliced from 3 exons. Lineage: Eukaryota; Metazoa; Chordata; Mammalia; Pholidota; Manidae.